UGGAUUGUCCUUGCCAUAUUGAGUGGUGGAUGUGCGGCUUUCAAUGGGGUCUUUGCGAAGUUGACUACAACGGAACUCACCAGUAAGUUCGCUACUUGGAUCGCCAACCUCGUAGGGCUGGGCAAUGUGGAGGGAGGUGUGGAAGUCGUUGUCCGUGCUAUAUUCUUUGGCCUCAACCUAAUAUUCAAUGGCAUCAUGUGGACCCUCUUCACCAAAGCUCUCGCACGCGGAACAUCCACCACACAAGUCAGCAUCCUCAACACAUCUUCAAACUUCAUGCUCACCGCCGUCCUUGGGUGGCUCAUCUUCUCGGAAUCGCUUCCACCGCUCUGGUUCCUUGGUGCUGCAUUGCUCGUAGCCGGAAACGUGAUCAUUGGAAGAAGAGACGAAGGAGAAGAGAAGCGGGAUGUGCAUCAGAGAGCCGAGGAUGGCGGGGGUGCGGAAGAGGGAGAAGGACUUCUAGAAGGCGAGGAGGUUGAACUUGAUGAGGAU
Molecule: messenger RNA, 492 nt
Organism: Mollisia scopiformis
Lineage: Eukaryota; Fungi; Ascomycota; Leotiomycetes; Helotiales; Mollisiaceae
Exons: 3
Source: RefSeq, a predicted model, not a curated record